Achroia grisella is the source of this 460-nucleotide messenger RNA. RefSeq lists its product as uncharacterized. The transcript has a single exon. NCBI's taxonomy places the organism in Eukaryota, Metazoa, Arthropoda, Insecta, Lepidoptera, Pyralidae. The record is from RefSeq and is a predicted model, not a curated record. Bases 1 to 459 code for a protein of 152 amino acids.
AUGAACACAGAAGAGAAUAAAAGUGAAACAUCGGGUACGUUGUCAACAACAGAUAACGUAUCGGGGUUUUUCAUAGACGAUUACUCACAUCUCAGACUAUCUUAUCACGGAGCACACUUCAAAACGUCUAAAGAAACAUCCAGUGACUCUUCUGUUUCCUAUGGUGAUAGCUCCUUCGGAUUCAAUAGUUGUGAUACAAUUGAAACUGACUUGAGCGAAUGCGUCCAGGAAUCGGAUGAACGGAAAAAAAUGCGGGAAUAUUAUAUCUCUCAACUACCAGAUUUACCCCAUCCGUCAUGCACUGUAGCUUCUAUUAUAGCCACUGCCUCACAGAAAAUGGGGUCGCAAUUUAGAUAUAACAGCAGAAUCGAACGAGGUGAAAGCAGUGGACGUCGAGAGGAAUUGCAGUUCUUGCCCCAACGCAGGUCAACUUUAAAGUGUAAAGAGCUUCCUAAAUAAU